AUGAUGAUUAUGAUGAGAGGAUCUAGUUCUGUGAAGAUGGUAGCAGCAGCGAUGUUCAUCUGGUUGGCUUGCAGCUGCUCCAGCAGCGCUGAUCAGAGCAGCAGGUGGCAAGCAGCAGAUACAAUGACAGAAGUAGGCGUUCCAAAAUGCAACGUCCACAUGAUAAAGGACGGCUCGCACAUCGCGGGCGCGUUCGUGAACCUGAUAAGGAAGUUUGUGACCGCGACGCCGGACCUCAUCAAGCACCCUGGGGAGAAGCUUUGCUACCGUGCUUCCGACCACGAUAUCUGGGCAUACGGCGCCGUGUCCUGCUUCAACGACGUCUCCCAUUGCGCGGCCUGCAUCCAACGCGCCCUCGCUGCGCUGUCGGCGAGCUGUUCGGAUAAGUGGGGCGCGAGAGUCACCAUGAACAACUGCUUCAUGAGGUUCGAGAGCUACAAGUUCUGCAACAAAAAAUAG
This is a messenger RNA of Linum trigynum, 459 nucleotides long. NCBI's taxonomy places the organism in Eukaryota, Viridiplantae, Streptophyta, Magnoliopsida, Malpighiales, Linaceae. The record is from the annotation of a GenBank genome assembly.